UCAAACCCUCGACUGUACGACUCAAAAGCAACCCGGAACAUUUAAGUCAACUAAUCAUUCCAGAAAACGUAUUGCAAGGAGUUUGCUCCAGUUUUCCGAGCAGUUGUUUGUUUGUUUGUCAGAUGUUACGCUAAGAAAAGUCAUUUCUGCGGACUGAGUUAGUUCUAUCUCAGGGGGGGAAAAAGACAAAUGUUUCUCGCUCCGACUGCGGCGGUUCCUGUGGAACUAUAGCCCUCGACUUGUCUUUUCAAAGCAGCUAGAGAGUGGUGGAGUCGAGCGGUGCCAACAUGCCUCAACAGAAGGACAUAGUGAAGAUAGCCAUCCAGAUGCCUGGGGCCUACCCCCAGCUCAUACAACUGGACCAGAAAAAGCCCCUGUCUGCUGUAAUAAAGGAAGUGUGUGAUUGCUGGAAUCUCCCAGGUCCUGAAAACUACGCUCUGCAGUAUGCUGAUGGAGUGCAGAUGUACAUCACUGAAUCGAAUCGUCUGGACAUUAAGAACGGCUGCAUUCUGCGUCUGACCAAGGCACCGGGACGCUGUGCAGAAGACUUGUACAAGGGCAUCCAGAGCUCAGACGCGGGCGUUCGCUGCGAUUCGCUGAAGGAACUGGCGAGCGUUUCCACAGACGUGACCUUUGCUCAGGAGUUCAUCAGCCGAGACGGACACCUCUUAUUGGUCAAGAUAGUAGAGGACUGUAAUGAGAGUAAUGUGAUCAUGACCCACACACUGACAGGCUUCAUGGAACUGAUGGAUCACGGGAUAGUUUCAUGGGAGAACCUCUCGUCUGUCUUCAUCAAGAAGAUUGCCAGCUUUGUCAACGCAAAGCCGACCGAUGUAUCAAUACAGCAGGUGUCCUUGGACAUCCUGAUGAGCAUGGUGCUGAGCAGCUCCAACCUCUUCCUGCAAGUCAAACUGGAAGUCACUAUGGAAAGGCUCAUCGCUCACCUCCAGGUGACGAAUCAGCAGAUACAGACCAAAGCCAUGGCCCUAUUAAUGGCACUACUACAAACAGCCGCUGACUCAGACAGACAGGAUAUGUUUGCAUUCCUGAAUAAGAAGAAUCUCCGUCAGUACAUCUAUAAGAACAUCAUCCAUAGUUCUGGAUCCGUCCAGGACGAGAUGGCCCACUACCUCUAUGUCCUACAGUCACUUACCUUAAAUCACCUGGAGCCUCGCAUGAGGACGCCUCUGGACUGUUACAGCCAGGAGCAGAGAGACAUCCUUCACGGUUUGCGGCAGGCAGCGUUUGAGACCGAAAGCGACAACAGCUUGAGCCACGAGAGACGACGCUCGCUCUGCGCCAAAGAGUUCAAGAAGUUAGGCUUCUCUAACAAUAGUAACCCUGGUCAGGACUUGGUGCGAACGCCUCCUGGUCUUCUAGCUUUGGACACCAUGUAUUAUUUUGCUGCACGCUAUCCUGAUGCCUACAGCCGGUUUGUCCUGGAGAAUAGCAGUAGGGAAGACAAACAUGAGUGUCCAUUCGCCAGGAGCAGCAUCCAGCUCACACUCAUCCUGUGUGAAAUCCUUCGUAUCGGAGAGCCCCCCUCAGAGACGAGAUCUGACUACCACCCCAUCUUCUUCAGUCAGGAUCGGCUGAUGGAGGAGCUGUUCUGUGUCUGCAUCCAGCUGCUCAACAAGACCUGGAAAGAGAUGAGAGCCACACAGGAGGACUUUGACAAGGUGAUGCAGGUGGUGAGGGAGCAGAUAACCAGGACGCUGUCCAGUAAGCCCACCUCCCUGGAGCUCUUCAAGAACAAAGUCAACGCACUCAACUACAGCGAGAUCCUCAAACUGCGGCAGACAGAACGGCUGCACCAGGAAGAGACUCUGGCUCCGCCCGUACUUGAGCUCAAAGAGCGCCUGAAGCCAGAGCUGCUGGAGUUGAUCCGCCAGCAGAGACUCAACAGGCUGUGUCAAGGAACAAUGUUCAAGAAGAUUAGCAGCCGACGCAGACAGGAUAAACUGUGGUACUGCCGCUUGUCGCCCAAUCACAAAAUGCUUCACUACGGUGAUGUGGACGAAGACCUGGAGAACCCACCAAUCGAAACACUGCAAGAGAAGAUUCCAGUAGCAGAUAUCAAAGGCUUGCUGACGGGAAAAGACUGUCCUCACAUGAAGGAGAACAAAGGCAAACAGAACAAGGAGGCGCUGGACCUGGCAUUUAGCAUCACAUAUGAUGUAGAAGAGUACAGCCUGAACUUCAUCGCCCCCUCCAGAACUGAUUUCUGCCUGUGGACAGAUGGACUGAACGUUCUCCUGGGCCGCGAGAUGAGCAGUGAAUCCAUGCGUGGCGAGCUGGAGAUCCUGCUCUCCAUGGAGAUUAAGCUCCGCCUCCUGGACCUUGAGAACGUUUCCAUCCCCGACAGCGCGCCGGUCGUCCCCAAACCACCCAGCAACUACAACUUCUGCUACGACUUCAGCCAGACCGAGCAGUAGAGUGUGUGCACUCGCUGUAGUGCAAGUAGGCCGUGUGACUGUGUAAAUAUAUAGUGUGUGUGUGUGUGUGUGUGUGUGUGUGUGUGUGUGUGUAGGCAUGUCUGAAAUACGAGGCCUGUGUGUAUGGUGAAACCUGACGUGUGCAUCCAUGCACUUAUUCCUAUAACACAGAUUUAUAACAAUAUUUGUUCUUCAUGGUCUUCUACAUCCAAGUGAGACAAUUGAACAGGAGAAAACCUAUGGAAACUACAAUGGUGUUUGUGGAGGUAAUCUGCUACCAAAUGGCUGUCGACUGUACUAAAUGCUGCAGAGAAAUAUCUCCAGUUGGUCCCUCCAUUCAUGAUUUCUCCUCACUGCACUGGAAACUUUAACACCGCUCCAAAAACCACAAAACAAAUGGCAAAAUUAAAUUCUUCUUCAAUACAGCCACUAAAUUAAUGGUACUUUUGUUUUGUAAUCCUUUUAUGUUUCUAAAUAUAUCUAAAACUGUGUAUCAUACAUGAAAUAUUCCUGUGUGCGCGGCUGGUUUUUACUGGUUGAUGCUUUGCUCCUUGUCUCAAAAUGCUGGUUGUGCUCAUUUGUUAAAUUCUUGUAUUUUCUGUUGCUUUUUUUUUUUUUU
Molecule: messenger RNA, 3054 nt
Organism: Perca flavescens (yellow perch)
Lineage: Eukaryota; Metazoa; Chordata; Actinopteri; Perciformes; Percidae
Gene: elmo3
Product: engulfment and cell motility 3
Exons: 21
Coding region: 288-2435 (715 amino acids)
Biological process (GO): cell motility; actin filament organization
Source: RefSeq, a predicted model, not a curated record